Molecule: messenger RNA, 3198 nt
Organism: Microthlaspi erraticum
Lineage: Eukaryota; Viridiplantae; Streptophyta; Magnoliopsida; Brassicales; Brassicaceae
Source: the annotation of a GenBank genome assembly
AUGGCCACAAGGCAAAUGUCUGCAGUAAAAUCACAGACGUGUUCUCGGAGUUUCAGAAGAGCUUUGGCGUUAGCCUUCAACGAGUGGCUACUAAUGUUGAUGCUCUUUGUCAACUCCAUAUUCUCCUACGUGAUCACAUGGUUCGCAGAUUACUCUGAGCUCCAAUCUCCAUGUCUCAUGUGCUCAAGGCUUGAUCAUAUUCUCGGCAGGACAAAACAUCCGAAGAGAUCUCAUUGGGACACGGUUUGCUCUAAACACCAAUCAGAGAUCUCCUCUUUGGUUUACUGUCACGCUCAUGGCAAGCUUGUGGAUGUCCGUGGAAUGUGUGAGACUUGCCUUUUCUCCUUUGCGACAACAAAUAAGUCCAAUGCUGAGACUUACAGAUUGUUAGUUGGGAAAUUGGGUGAAGACUCUUCUUGCUUUGAAUCCAAGACUGGUCGAAGCUCAAAUCCAAGAAACUGUACAUGUUGUGAUCAGCUUUGGAUGCCACAAACCGCUUCAUCUACUGAUCAGGUGGCUAAACCGGCUUCAACGCUAGCCAAGAUUCGUUUGGGUGGUGAUGUGAGAACCGGGAAACAGUCUACUACGCCCAAGAAGAGUGUCAGGUUCAAUGAUUUGCCUCAUGUUGGGUACACUGAGCUCAAGUUUCAUUCAGAUACUGAAUCAGAAGCUGUGUUUUCAGAAGAUGAAGGUGUUAAGGAAGAGAAUCACAAGUAUCAUCAACUCGUGGAUCUUGAGACUCCUCCUAGUAGUAUCACCUUGCCUUACGACUUGGCCACUGACAAGCUGCUAAACCUUGAUUUCUCUUUGGUGGCUCGUGGAACUAAUCCCUUUUUUCCUGAGUUUAUUCCGUUUAAUGGUGUGUUCGAAACAUCAGAAGAAAAGGUGUUGAAGGAAGAAGAGAUCAUUCCAUUGGAUAGUCUUUUCUUAACAUCACACGCCAUGGAACAUUCUCAAGCUGUUUCGAAGGAGAAGGAAGACUUGAUUCAACUCCAAGAUGUUUUUUCAACAUCAGAUAUUCCGGAAACUGCCUUAAUGGAGGAUGCUGAUCUUAUUCCAGUAUCAGAGAAGGUGUUGAAGGAAGAAGAGAUCAUUUCAUUUGAUAAUCUUUUCUCAACAUCACGCGCCAGUGAACAUUCUGAAGCUGUUUUGAGAGAGAAAGAAGACUUGAUUCACCUCCAAGAUAUCUCUUUAACACCAGAUUUGAAGGAAAAUCCUGAAAAUGAUUCAAGGGAGGAGACUGAGCUGGUUUUACUUGAUGGUGUGCCUGAUGUGUUCAAGUUGGAAGAUAUCCUUUCGUUUGAUAAUCUUAUGGCAUCACGCGCCAUGGAUCAUUCUGCAGCUGUUUUUAAGGAGAAGGAAGGCUUGAUUCACCUCCAAGAUAUUUCUUCAACACCAGAUUUCAAGGAAAUUCCUGCAAAUGCCUCAAUGGAGGAGACUGAGCUUAUUUGCCUCAAUGAUGUUACUACAACAUCAGAUGCUCCUGAAACUCUUGUAGAUGUCUUUAUGGAGGAGAUUGUUUCAAAGGAGAAAGAAGAUCCGAUUCACCUCCAAGAUGCUUCUUUAACACCAGAUUUGAAGGAAAAUCCUGCAAAUUCCUCAAAGGAGGAGACAGAGCUUGUUUGCCUCAAUGAUGUUACUACAACAUCAGAUGCUGCUGAAACUCCUGAAGAUGUCUUAACCGAGGAGACUGUUUUAAAGGAGGAAGAAGAUGCAAUUUGCCUCCAAGAUACUUCUUUAACACCCGACUUUAAGGAAGAUCCUGCACAUGCCUCAAUGGAGGAGACUGAGCUUAUUUGUCUAAAUGAUGUUUCUUCAACAUCAGAUGCUGCUGAAACUCCUGAAAAUGUCUUAGAGGGAAUUGAACUUAUGCCUCUCCCUGAUUUUUCUCUAGACGAGGUUCCUGAAUCAUUCACUACAAAUGAAACCUUGGUUGAGACGUCGAUGGAGAGGGACACAAGCCAAGCUGAUAUCACCUUACUGGAACCUGAAUAUGUAGUUGUAUCAUCUUCAAGAUCUGUAGAAUCCAUGCCUGAAAGUUCAACCAAAAACUGUGUAACAGAAAUCAAGGAAAUUACAGAGACAGUCUCUUCUGUGUCUGAGAUGGCUUCUCACACAGAAGCAGCUCUUGAGUCAGAAUCUUCAUCUUUCAACUCAAUGUCGGUGGCAGCGGAUACAAACCUCGGUUCAGGUGAGUCUUGGAUGCAGAGAGGUGAGUUAAUGGAUCUUGCGGAUGCAUACAAUAUCAUCGUACACAGUGAAGGUAACAAUGAUAGUAAUGGAGGAGCAGAGAUAGAGCAAUGGAUGAAGAAAGACACUUCUAGAGUCAGCGAAGACCUUAAAGCACUUCUUACUCAAAUAUCAGCUUCACGUGGGAUAGAGUUCUUGUCGCCAAGAGAUAUAAGCCCCAGGGUAUGCAGUGAUCAGGAGACAAAGAGCCUUGAUCUUGAGAUGCAGCUGCUACUUCAAAAGAGAAUGCUCGAAAGGAAUGAGAGCAACUUGUCGUUGGAAGGAGUUGCCGUGAGCGAAAUCGAGGGAGAAAGUGAGAGUGAUCGGAUGAAAAGACAGGUUGAUCAUGACAGGAGGUUGCUGUCUGGUUUAUACAGAGAGUUGGAGGAAGAAAGAAGCGCUUCAGCGGUUGCUACAAACCAGGCAAUGGCUAUGAUCACGAGGUUGCAGGAGGAGAAGGCGCUGUUCCAAAUGGAAGCUUUGCAGAACCUGAGGAUGAUGGAAGAGCAAGCAGAGUAUGAUAUGGAAGCGAUACAGAAACUGAAUGAUUUGGUUGUUGAGAAAGAGAAGCUAAUUCAAGAUUUAGAAGCUGAGAUUGAGUACUUCCGGGACCAUACACCGGAGAAGAGAAAGCUAGACUUUGACUCGCCUAGUGAGAGGAUGAACAGCAAGAUACAGGAUUGUUUGACUGGAUUCAACGAAGAGAGAUUGUAUAUCGCCAGUUGUUUGGAGAAGAUUGAAAACAGAGUAAGUGGGGAGGCUCAUGUCGAUAAUGUAGUAACACAAGAAUCUGUUUCUGAGCUACAUGAGAGAGUGGAAAUGUUGAAGGGAGACUUAUACUUCCUAGAACAUGUUGUGAACUCUCUCGGGCACGGGGAGGAAGGCGUGCAAUUCGUUAAGGAAAUAGCUUCUCAUUUGCAGAAUCUGAGGAGUCUCAGCAUGAAAAGACAAGAUCAUACAGAGAGUUGA